AUGAUUGGUUGUAAUAUUGGUAAUCAAUCAAAUAGAUUAGUCAAUUUAUCACAUCUUUUAUUAUCAAAGAUUAUUAAUUACUUAAAUGCUAAUGUAGAUAGAAUAGUUUUCAGUUUAGUAUGUAAAAGAUGGUUCAAUGAUAGACAAAGAUAUCUAUCAUUUAAUACCCAUCGUGUCAACAUCACUAAUGAUAAAUAUAUGCAAUUAAAUUCAUAUAAAUCGAUAAUCAUUGAUCAAAUCAAUAUAAAAACUAAAUGUAAAGUUUCUAUUGGUGAUGAGUUUAAACUCAAAUAUUAUGAUUAUCUGAUAUCAAAAGAUGAAUUAGUUGAUAUCGAUAGAUUAAGAACAUUAAAUAUUGAUAAAGUAGCUAUUGGUUUUGCAAGACUUAGUAAUGAAAAAAACAAAGAGUAUAUAAAGAAUCUCUAUCGAUUGAUAUCCGAUUUAAAUAUAUCAAAGUUAAAGAAUGUUCAAUCAUGUUCAGCAUUACCAAUGAAUAUUACAUCGUUAUCAUUCCUCUUGUUUCAAGAGGAUUUAGAACCUGGAUGUCUUCCACCAAAUUUGAAAACACUCAAGUUUGAUCGAAAUUUUGAUCGGCCAAUCAAAGCAGGGGUUCUUCCAAACACAUUGGUUAAAUUGAAUUUCAAUGAGUCUUUCAAUCAACUUCUCGAACCAGGAGUAUUACCAUCAUCUUUGAAGAUUCUCAAAUUCAAAGAUUCCGCUUUCAAACAAGAUAUUAAAGUUGGAACAUUUACUGAUCAUCUCGAAGAACUUGAAUUCUCUGGAUACUUUUCAUCUUCUAUCGAAGAUGGAGCAUUACCUCAGACUCUUAGAAUACUUGAAUAUGCACCAACAUCAUGGUUACCACAAAUCAAAACACUUUCAAAUCUCAAGACAUUAUCAAUAAGUCGUUUCAGACCAUAUUCACCAGAUCUUAUAAUCGACCUCAGUUGUCUCCCAACUUCACUCUCAAGAUUGGAAAUAUUCGCAGAUAUCACAUUGAUCAAUGCAAUACCACCAAAAAUCAGAUAUUUGGAUGUGGAGAAAUGUGAUUUUGAUUUCGAUAGUAUAUUCAAAGAUAGAUCGUUGUAUCAAUUUGAUUAUCUCAGGUUAAGUCCAAACCAAAUAACCACUCUUGAUGGAUUGAAAAUCAAAGAAUUAGAACUAAUUAUGAAGACGUCCGGUUCUGAUACAAAUAAUAGAUUGGAUAUUCCAUUUGGUAUUGAAACACUCUCUGUUCCGUUCACAUCGACAUUUCUACAUGAAAUGGAUUUACCAAGUUCAGUGAAAAAGUUGAUUAUCUCCACAGAGAUAUAUUGCAUCGAUACUCCUGAGAAACAAUAUGACUUGACUGGUGGAGGUCCAAUUCAAGAAUUGGUAAUAAUCUGCAAUGAAUUAUUAUAUUCUCGUGGAAUUUCAGCUCAGAUUCCAUCGAUAAUCUUUCCUCCAAAUACUUUAAUUGAACUCACCGAACUUCGAAAUGAAAAGAUAUGGAUUCGAAUGAUUGAUAAUCAAUAUUACCUUGUUUAUUGUCAAUCACCCAUCAUCGCUGCCAUUGUCCACAAAUCACAAUUAUACAAAUACAUUGUAUACUGUAUUAAACCAUAUAUAUUUAGAAAAACAAAUCAAACAUCAUUUUUUGUCAAAUGUUUGUUUUUAGACACAAGUUUUGGUAAUAAAUAUAAAAUGACUCUUAUCAAAUCUAUUUCUAUGAUUGGUGGUAAUUCAUUGGAGAGUGUUUCCAACAGUUUGAUCAAUGCAUCCAAUGGUCAAUCAUCAAGUGAUUCCAACAAUCAAGAACAAUGUUUUGGUUUUGGAAGAAGAAGAACAACCAACAUUAUCUUUGGUGAUCUCAAUGUCUUUGGUGGUGGUUCAUCUGGAUUCGGUUGUGGUGGAUGUGGUUGUGGUUGUGGUGGUUUUGGUUCAUUCUGA
Messenger RNA from Heterostelium album PN500, 1929 nucleotides. RefSeq lists its product as uncharacterized. The coding region runs from base 1 to 1929 and encodes 642 amino acids. The transcript has 5 exons. Lineage: Eukaryota; Evosea; Eumycetozoa; Acytosteliales; Acytosteliaceae. The record is from RefSeq and is a predicted model, not a curated record.